Molecule: messenger RNA, 1287 nt
Organism: Dromiciops gliroides (monito del monte)
Lineage: Eukaryota; Metazoa; Chordata; Mammalia; Microbiotheria; Microbiotheriidae
Gene: CHMP4A
Product: charged multivesicular body protein 4A
Exons: 5
Coding region: 386-1021 (211 amino acids)
Biological process (GO): late endosome to vacuole transport via multivesicular body sorting pathway; vesicle budding from membrane
Cellular component (GO): multivesicular body; ESCRT III complex; cytoplasmic side of plasma membrane
Source: RefSeq, a predicted model, not a curated record
UGGCUUUGUCUCUGUGGCCUUCGAGAUCAGAGACCCAAACUGGAGAGGGCCUGAAGGUCCAUUCUGGCAGAUGCCAUGAACAUGAGGCCCUGGGGUGGGGUCCCAGGGAGAGGAAGGGGCAGAGCCACAAUUCAGAUUGGGACAGGCCCUUGGACCUUAGUUCCCUCAUCUGUAAAAUAAGGGUUCAGAUUAGGUGAAAACCCUGUCAGAUCUAAACCAAAGACCACCAUGCUCCUCCAGCUCUGCUCCUGGAUUCAGUGGCUGGCCUGGAAACUUUGGGGGCCCUUUAAGAUGUUGGGGGGGGGGUUAGUCAGGUGACUCCUGUCAUGUGACAAGCACACUGGUCUGGGCAUACUUUCCCAGGUUUCCAGGCUGGGGACGCCCAAUGUUGAGCCAGAGCCUUGGACUGGGAUUGGCUGGGGGGAAGAGGGGAGGGGCUGUUCUUGCAAAGAAAGGCGGAAGUGGGAAGGACUCCGGGAGACCGAAGCCAAGUGUGGGGGUCGUACCUCAUCAGGGAUCCGGGAAUCAGGAUGAGCGGCCUGGGGAGGCUCUUUGGCAGGGCCGGGAAGAAGGAGAAGGACCCAAGCCCAGAAGAGGCAAUUCAGAAAUUGCGGGAGACAGAGAAGAUACUGAUCAAAAAGCAGGAGUUUCUAGAGCAAAAGAUCCAGCAGGAACUUCAGACGGCCAAGCAGCAUGGGACCAAGAACAAAAGAGGGACAUCGACAAGGUGGAUGAACUGAUGUCUGAAAUCACAGAGCAACAGGAAAUAGCCCAGCAAAUCUCAGAUGCCAUUUCUCGGCCUGUGGGCUUUGGGGAUGAUGUGGAUGAGGAUGAGCUGCUAGAGGAAUUAGAGGAACUAGAGCAGGAGACAUUGAACCAAGAGUUGCUGAAUAUGGGAGAUGAUGAAGAGGAAGCACCGGCCAAGUUGCCUGAUGUCCCUUCUACUCAUUUACCCCCCAGUCCAGCUUCCGAGGCUGAUGAGGAAAAUGAACUGAAGCAAUUGGUUGAGUGGGUAUCUUGAAGAAUGCCUUGAUGUUCUUGAAACGUCAUCUAAUUCCCUUCCUUUUUCCCCAAGUGCCAAUGUACUGAGCUGAAGGGUUUAAACCUAAUGAGGCCCUAGUGAGGGAUUUGAUGCCUCACCUGGCAUACCUCUGGAGUAGGGUGGGUUUUUUGUUUUGUUUUGGACACAGUUUGGAAGGUGGGAGGAAGGAAAAAAGACCCUGGACUGUUUUUCUCAUUGGAAGCUGUUACAAAGGCCCUUGCUCUCAAUAAAACUGGGCAGAUGGA